ACGAGAUGAAGUGUUAAGUUUGAACACAACAGAAGCAUUUGGAGCAACAUCCAGAUUGUACAUUUUUCAAGAAGACCGACUAAUUUUGCGUAUGACAUUUAGCACAACAAUCAAUUCCAUUCAGCAGGAUGGCCAUGUGUGUGCUGUCGGAAACCCCGCUUAUCAAAUACGUGCGCGCGACUGGCGGUUGGAGAGGAGGCCGCGUCAAUUGCCCUCGCUGUCAAUUCGCCAGUGUGCAAACCAAAAUAAACAAGAACCCCACUUAGGAACACUCCACAUUUGUUAUACUGUGACAUUUUCAGUUCUCCUAGGCUUUGUGGAUCGGAGAAUGGCAGCUAAGGUGAAUGGCAGUUCAGCUCUGGUUAAAGAGGACGAGGAGCCCAUGGACAUAACUGUAACACACACAGAGCUCUACCAGACCCUCAUAGACGCAGGCCUUCCACAGAAAGUGGCGGAGAGCCUGGAUAAGAUAUUUCAGACUGGACUGGUGGCUUACACUGACCUGGACGAGAGAGCCAUUGACGCCCUCAGGGAGUUCAAUGAGGAGGGAGCCUUGUCAGUGUUACUGCAGUUCAAGGAGAGUGACCUGUCACAUGUGCAGAACAAAAGUGCGUUUCUCUGUGGCGUGAUGAAGACAUACAGACAGCGAGAAAAGCAAGGAAGUAAAGUUCAAGAAUCCACAAAGGGACCUGAUGAGACUAAGAUAAAGGCUCUUCUGGAAAGAACAGGUUACACUUUGGAUGUCACCACAGGACAGAGGAAGUAUGGGGGGCCUCCACCUGACGAGGUGUACUCAAGGGCCCAGCCUGGAAUCGGAACAGAGGUAUUUGUCGGCAAGAUCCCCAGGGACCUGUAUGAGGAUGAGCUGGUCCCUCUGUUUGAGAAAGCCGGUCCUAUUUGGGAUCUGCGUCUGAUGAUGGACCCCCUUCUCUCGGGUCAGAACAGAGGAUAUGCCUUCAUCACCUUCUGCAAUAAAGAUGCUGCCCUAGAGGCCGUCAAGCUUUGUGAUAAUUAUGAAAUCCGGUCAGGUAAAUACCUGGGUGUCUGCAUCUCUGUCGCAAACAAUCGUCUGUUUGUUGGGUCAAUUCCAAAGAACAAGACAAGAGAAAGCAUAUUGGAAGAUUUCAGCAAAGUCACAGAGAGCCUCAUGGAGGUGAUACUCUACCACCAGCCAGAUGACAAAAAGAAAAAUCGUGGCUUCUGUUUCUUGGAAUACGAGGACCACAAGUCUGCAGCCCAGGCCCGUCGGCGCCUCAUGAGCGGCAAGGUGAAGGUGUGGGGGAACCCUGUUACUGUUGAGUGGGCAGACCCAGUAGACGAACCGGAUCCAGAGAUUAUGGCAAAGGUAAAAGUGCUGUUUGUGAGGAACCUGGCCACACCAGUCACAGAGGAACUCCUGGAGAAAACCUUCUCCCAGUUUGGGAAGUUGGAACGGGUCAAGAAGCUGAAAGAUUAUGCCUUUGUGCACUUUGAGGACAGAGGUGCUGCCGUGAAGGCAAUGCAAGAAAUGAACAGCAAAGAAUUGGAAGGCGAGGAGAUAGAGAUUGUUCUGGCAAAGCCUCCGGACAAGAAGAGGAAAGAGCGGCAGGCCCAGAGACAGCCAUCCAGGACCACAGGGUAUGAUGAUUACUACUACUAUCCUGCUCCACGCAUGCCACCUCAAAUGCGUGGCAGGGGGAGAGGCGGGAGAGGUGGAUAUUCAUACCCACCGGACUACUACGGUUAUGAGGAUUACUACGAUGAUUACUACAGCGGUGGUUACGACUACCAUGACUACAGAGGUGGCUACGACGACCCUUACUACGGUGGUUACGAUGACGUCUACGUGCCGAGAGGAAGGGGCAGGGUGAAUCGAGGUGCCCCCCUCCCUGCCAGAGGCCGAGGACCACCACACCCUCGUGGCAGAGGUGGCUACGUCCAAAGGGGGGCUCCUAUGGGCGUACCGAGGGGGAGCCGUGGGGGCCGGGGAGGCCCGCCCCAGCUGCAGAGGGGCCGCGGCAUCAGAGGGGCCAGGGGGAACCGCAGGGGCAACGUGGGCGGGAAGAGGAAGGCUGACGGUUACAACCAACCAGACUCCAAGCGCCGGCAGACCAACAACCAGAACUGGGGCUCCCAACCCAUUGCCCAGCAACCCCUGCAACAAGGUGGCGACUAUUCUGGUAACUAUGGUUACAAUAAUGACAACCAGGAGUUUUACCAAGAUUCUUAUUGGCAACAAUGGAAGUAGAUAAAAAAAUGAACUUUUGAUUGCCUGUAUGUUAGAGCUGGGCGAUAUGGACAAAAAUCCAUAUCACGAUAAAUUGACCGAAUUAUCACGAUAACUAAAUUGAACGAUAUGUUUAACUUUAAAGGUCCAAUGCAGACGUUUUUAUCUCAAUAUCAAAUCAUUUCUGGGUAACAAUUAAGUACUAUACUGUGAUUGUUUCUUUUUGACCAUUUUAAUUGAAAACAAAAAUAGCUUCUUCAAAGCAAUUUUCAAGCAAGGAUUUUGCUAGGACUGUAUGGGAGUGGCUGUUAUUGGCAGAGAGAUUUAAAACUUUUUAUUGGUCUAUUAACCAAUUUACAGGCAGGCCAAAACAUUUUACUUUUCAAACAGCUCUUACACUAAAAUGGCAUUAUCAUAAUUUAUAAUCCCAUUUUUAGACUGCACUGGGCCUUUAAUGUGCACCACAUGUUUCGAUAUUACCCUUAAAACUGCUACUACUACUUUGAAUGAUAUACCUAUCAAUUUUCCCAUUAACAGUAACCCAUAUUAGCAAACGUAUAUCAUAAUCAACUAUAGCAGCAAAAUGUCCACGAUAAGUGGACGGUGUCGAUAAUUUUCCGUUUAUCGUCCCAGCUCUACUGUGUGUAUAUAUCAACCUUCACAUUCUAAGGAAAUAGUAACAAAAAAUACAUGUUUAAAUUGGCUUAACAUUACCCUUUUUGAAAUAUAGAUUGGUUUCACUACAGUAACCAAUAUGGAGCAACCAAUUGUACAUAUCAAAUAAUUUGCUUAAUUUGUUCUAAUCCUUUUUUGCUUUUCUUGUGGCUACUUGGGACAUUUUGGGCUUAAAAAGCAAGCCUAUUAUUUUUUUAAAGUAAAUUAUAAUUUAUAUAUUUUUUAAGUUGGCAUUUAUAGGAAAAAGUGGACAAUCAUUUAAAAAAAUAACAAUUAUUUGAGAAAGCAUUUGCAAUCAUGAGAACUAUUCAGUGACUGGCGACCAACCCCUUCCCAGAAUCCCCUCCUUAUUGGACAUUUUCCUCCCCUACCUCUGAUAGGUAGACAUAGGACAUUGCUUGUACAAGGCUUUAAAGUGAGAGCUGUUGCAGAGGUGGGUAAAAAAAAGGAAAAUUAGACUUUUUCAUGUACCGUAACAGUUGCGUUAAAGUUGUAUGUUUAGCAUUUGUAGAAGUAGACAAACUAUGUUUUUCUAAAUGUGUUACUACAACUUCAACUAUUUUCUCUCAAAUUUCCCCUUUUAGAUAAUGGGUCUGGCAAAAACUUAAUCGCCAAGACAAUUUGUUCUUUGUUGUGUUUGUAUUUAUAAAAAUGUUAUUGUUACCUUUCAAUAAAACUCAACCAUACUACAAUGAAUUAUCAGCUAUUUCAAAUUCAGUCGUGGAAUAUUUUGAUCAGACCAAUUUUUUAUCUCCAUGUUUGGCCUCGAAUGUGAGAUUGAAUUUUUUUAAUGAAAGACACAGUACAACUACAUGUAUUGAGAUCAAGUAGUUAUUUCACUGAUGUUGUGCUAUUCUGUUUUGGGCAUCUUUACACCAAAAAGUGUAAGUUGAGUGACCAACGCAUUUACACCAAACACCUGGCAGUUCACGCUAAUGUGCUCUUUCCUGGUCCAUCUAUUACCUGGCAAUAUAAAUAGUACAGCAUCUUUUUCUUACAUUUUUUUUAUCGUUUUGAUUUCUUAUUUAGCUACUCUCCCAUUUUAUUACAACUUAAGUUUUAUUUUGUGUUUUGUUUAAGUUUCUCCUUUU
Molecule: messenger RNA, 3972 nt
Organism: Oncorhynchus nerka (sockeye salmon)
Lineage: Eukaryota; Metazoa; Chordata; Actinopteri; Salmoniformes; Salmonidae
Product: heterogeneous nuclear ribonucleoprotein R-like
Exons: 11
Coding region: 92-2227 (711 amino acids)
Cellular component (GO): nucleus; ribonucleoprotein complex
Molecular function (GO): mRNA binding
Source: RefSeq, a predicted model, not a curated record